Neoarius graeffei (lesser salmon catfish) is the source of this 5700-nucleotide messenger RNA. It is a transcript of the gene usp7, whose product is annotated as ubiquitin specific peptidase 7 (herpes virus-associated). The record is from RefSeq and is a predicted model, not a curated record. Gene Ontology annotation, biological process: regulation of protein stability; protein deubiquitination. Gene Ontology annotation, molecular function: cysteine-type endopeptidase activity; cysteine-type deubiquitinase activity; protein binding. NCBI's taxonomy places the organism in Eukaryota, Metazoa, Chordata, Actinopteri, Siluriformes, Ariidae. Gene Ontology annotation, cellular component: nucleus; cytosol. The transcript has 31 exons. The coding region runs from base 855 to 4181 and encodes 1108 amino acids.
GCGACCGCCAUUUUGAGUUUUAGCUCUUGCUGCACAUCAGGAACCAAACGGGAGCGAGAGAGCUGCUCUGGCCGUGAGCGGGCAAAAAAAAAAAUUUAGAUAUAAACGCACACACAUGUACUUUUCUUGAGAAAACGUUUGAAGUGCAGCGUGUCGUGAAACUGAAGCGUUCGGUUUGUGUUCGCCUUCUGCGCGCUCCCGUCCGAGAGAAGCGCGAGCGUCUUUUGUCGGUUUAAACUUCUAAAUGAGUGCGGAUUUAAAUUAACAAUCCGGUUUGAAUGGAUUGCAUUUUUCGCCGCUCCCCCCGAGAAGAGGGACAAUCGGAGGAGCACACGGACUGGAAAUACUGUGAGGGAAGUUAAACAUUUUCACAGAAAUCGCAUGACUGUCUCGUUAUUAUUAUUUUCGUGCAUUAACAUUUAUGCUAGUUUUACGCGAACUAGCAUCGGCUAGCUAUAAACAAGCUAUUUGUUUUCCCGUAUUUUUCCUUCAUAAUUUGGGCCUCCGUUGUUGUUUUUAUUAUUUUGGAGCCCGGUUAAGAGUUUAAGCUCAUCCUUCGGUGUCGCCGCUCACUCAAACGCCCAACAAAAGGCGCCGAGAUUGGGCGAAUAGCGAGCAAAUACGUCCGCGUUUCUCUGCCUGCGCCCCCGCCGGCCUCCCUCCCUCAUUCCCCGGCGCCGACCUCAGGAAAGGCCGAGGUCGCGUCAGCGCAGGCCCGGCCUGACCCGUGCAGCCCCGAUCCGCACCCUCAUCCUCCGGCUCUCCGGAGUCCUUUCGAAACGGAACCGAACCCGGACAAGGGCGUGGGAAAGCAAGACGACGACCGGGGCAGCAACAACCGUGAGAUCGCAAACAUGAACCACCACCAUCACCACCACCAUCAGACACAGCAGCAGCAACAGAAAGCCGGCGAGCAGCAGCUCAGCGAGCCCGAGGACAUGGAGAUGGAAGCUGGGGACACGGAUGAUCCCCCAAGAAUCCCUCAAAAUCCGGUCAUCAACGGGAAUGUGGCAAUGGCAGACGGACACAACAACACAGAAGAAGACAUGGAGGACGAUACGAGCUGGCGUUCCGAGGCCACUUUCCGCUUCGUGGUGGAGCGCUUCAGCCGGCUCAGCGAGUCGGUGCUCAGCCCGUCGUGUUUCGUAAGGAACCUGCCAUGGAAGAUCAUGGUCAUGCCUCGCUUCUAUCCAGACCGGCCUCACCAGAAGAGCGUCGGCUUCUUCCUGCAGUGCAACGCCGAAUCGGACUCCACGUCAUGGUCAUGUCAUGCUCAAGCCAUGCUGAAAAUCAUCAACUACAAGGACGAUGAGAAGUCUUUCAGCCGGCGCAUCAGCCACCUGUUCUUCCACAAAGAGAACGACUGGGGUUUCUCCAACUUCAUGUCCUGGAGUGAUGUAACUGACCCCGAGAGAGGCUUUGUGGAAGACGAUAAGGUCACGUUCGAGGUUUCUGUCCAAGCCGAUGCUCCUCAUGGCGUAGCAUGGGAUUCAAAGAAGCAUACUGGAUAUGUCGGAUUAAAGAACCAAGGAGCAACAUGUUACAUGAACAGUCUGCUGCAAACACUCUUCUUCACCAACCAGCUCCGGCGGGCGGUCUACAUGAUGCCCACCGAGGGUGACGACUCCUCCAAAAGUGUUCCCCUGGCACUGCAGAGGGUCUUCUAUGAACUCCAGCACAGCGAUAAGCCCGUCGGCACAAAGAAACUGACCAAGUCCUUUGGGUGGGAGACGUUGGACAGUUUCAUGCAGCACGAUGUCCAGGAGCUGUGCAGAGUGCUUCUGGACAACGUUGAGAACAAGAUGAAGGGGACGUGUGUGGAAGGCACCAUCCCGAAACUCUUCAGAGGAAAGAUGGUGUCCUACAUCCAGUGUAAGCAUGUGGAUUAUAGAUCUGAGCGAAUAGAGGAUUACUAUGAUAUCCAGCUCAGCAUAAAGGGAAAGAAAAACAUCUUUGAGUCAUUUAAAGAUUACGUGGCGGUGGAGCAGCUCGACGGGGAUAACAAGUACGAUGCGGGGGAGCACGGCCUACAGGAAGCUGAGAAGGGGGUCAAGUUCCUCACUUUUCCUCCCAUCCUGCAUUUACAGCUCAUGAGGUUCAUGUAUGACCCCCAGACCGACCAAAAUAUUAAAAUCAACGACAGGUUCGAGUUUCCCGAUCAGUUACCACUGGACGAGUUCCUGCAGAAGCCGGAUGUGAAGGACCCGGCCAAUUACAUCCUGCACGCUGUGUUGGUGCACAGCGGAGACAACCACGGCGGCCACUACGUCGUCUAUCUCAACCCCAAAGGAGACGGCAAAUGGUGCAAGUUCGACGACGAUGUUGUUUCCCGAUGCACUAAAGAAGAGGCCAUCGAACACAACUACGGUGGCCAUGACGACGAUCUCUCCGUGCGCCACUGCACCAACGCCUACAUGCUGGUCUACAUCCGAGAGUCCAAGCUCAGUGAGGUGCUGCAGCCGGUCACAGACAUGGACAUCCCUCAGCAGCUGGUGGAGAGACUGCAGGAGGAGAAGCGGGUGGAGGCACAGAAAAGAAAGGAGCGCCAGGAAGCUCAUCUCUACAUGCAAGUGCAGAUGGUGACAGAGGACCAGUUCUGUGGUCACCAGGGCAACGAUAUGUACGACGAGGAGAAAGUGAAGUACACAGUGUUCAAGGUGCUGAAGAGCUCCACCCUGGCCGAGUUUGUGCAGAACCUCUCUCAGACCAUGGGUUUCCCACAGGACCAGAUGCGGCUGUGGCCCAUGCAGGCCAGGAGCAACGGCACCAAGCGGCCAGCCAUGCUGGACUACGAAGCAGACUGCAACAAGUCCAUGAUUGACUUGAGCGACAACGAGAAUCCCUGGACAAUAUUUCUGGAAACGGUAGAUCCGGAAAUGGCCGCCAGCGGAGCAACGUUACCCAAGUUUGACAAAGACCAUGAUGUCAUGUUGUUCUUGAAGAUGUACGACCCAAAAACCAGAAGCUUAAAUUAUUGUGGACAUAUCUACACACCUAUAUCCUGUAAAAUACGAGACUUGCUGCCCGUCAUGUGUGAAAGAGCAGGGUUUCAGCAGGGAACUUCUCUUAUCCUCUAUGAGGAAGUUAAACCGAAUUUAACAGAGCGGAUACAGGACUACGACGUCUCCCUGGAUAAAGCUCUGGACGAGCUCAUGGACGGAGACAUCAUCGUGUUCCAGAAGGAUGACCCAGAAAACGACAACAGUGAGCUGCCAACGGCGAAAGACUACUUCAGAGACCUGUACCACCGCGUGGACGUCAUCUUUUGUGAUAAAACCAUCCACAACGACCCGGGCUUCGUUGUGACACUAUCUAAUAGAAUGAACUACUUCCAGGUGGCGAAGACUGUUGCGCAGAGGUUAAACACUGACCCCAUGCUCCUACAGUUCUUCAAGUCGCAAGGGUACAGGGACGGCCCGGGCAACCCACUCAGGCACAACUACGAAGGAACUCUCCGAGACCUGCUGCAGUUCUUCAAACCACGGCAGCCCAAGAAGCUCUACUACCAACAGCUCAAGAUGAAGAUCACGGACUUUGAAAACCGGAGGAGUUUCAAGUCCAUAUGGCUCAACAGUCAGUUUCGGGAGGAGGAGAUCACACUAUACCCAGAUAAGCAUGGCUGUGUUCGAGACCUUCUCGAGGAAUGUAAAAAGGCCGUGGAGCUCUCGGACAAAGGCUCGGAGAAGCUCAGGCUGUUGGAAAUCGUAAGCUACAAAAUUAUCGGGGUUCACCAGGAGGACGAACUGCUCGAAUGUUUAUCUCCUGCAGCCAGUCGGACGUUCAGAAUAGAGGAAAUCCCUCUGGACCAGGUCGACCUGGAUAAGGAGAACGAGAUGCUGAUUCCAGUUGCACAUUUCCACAAGGAGGUCUUCGGGACUUUUGGAAUUCCGUUUUUGCUAAAGAUUCGUCAGGCCGAGCCUUUCAGAGAGGUGAUGAAGAGGAUCCAGAGCAUGCUGGAUAUCCAGGAGAAAGAGUUUGAAAAGUUUAAGUUUGCGAUUGUGAUGAUGGGCCGGCACCAGUACCUCAACGAGGACGACUAUGAAGUGAACCUGAAGGACUUCGAGCCGCAGCCCGGAAACAUGUCCCACCCGAGACCUUGGUUAGGGCUCGACCACUUCAACAAAGCGCCGAAGCGAGGGCGCUACACGUACCUGGAGAAGGCUAUCAAGAUCCACAACUGACGCGCUCGCGCUCUCCGCCCUAACCGACCCUGAUUAAAGACUCUAACCAGAAGUUGCGUGUGUGUGUGUGUGUGUGUGUGUGUGUGUGUGCGUGCGCCACUUUUUACCACCUGCCCUGCGGUUACACAGGCCCCGCCUAUGAAGUCUUCAGCAAACCAGAGUUCCUGCGCAUUUUUCUUUUGUUGUGGGUUCCCCUCCCCUCCCCCCUCCUUUAGAAGCUCUUCAGUUUGACUUCUGUCGCCUGCCUGCCUGUUUUUGUCUGGGAGAUUGAAUAGAAUUUUAACAAACGGGGAACAGUAUGAACUUUCAAGACAGGUGUAUAAUUUUUUUUUUUUUUUUCUUCCCCUUCCCCCCCUCCUUCGCAUUUUUGGUUUUCUUUUUAAUUUUUGGGUUUUAAAGAAUUGUUACGGCAAAGAAGCUGCUGCGUGCUUAGGGAGGGAGGAGGACGGAAAGAAAAUUUGGUCGUUUCCAAAUCAAGAGACAAACGGAUGGAUGUCGGAUAUUUAACCAACUUUUCACCAAAAAGGACACCAUGAUGGCUCCAGCUUGCGGUUGACUCUGAAGCAGUUCCGUAUUUUCUCGUCCCUUAGCACAAAACUAAUUUUGUUUGGUUUUUUUUUUGUUUGUUUUUUUUGUCCCCUCCCCCCCCCCCCAAUGUUUACACAACUCUCGCUUAGUUCAAUUAAGAGUUCAGUCGUAUCUUUCAUGGAAAACAUGUAUGAUAAAAAUAAAGAUCCACCGCAUCGUUUUAAAAACAAACAACAAACGAAAUGAAUCGUCUGUACUUCAUUUUGCACGUUGGCACUUCAGGUUUUACAUUUCUCCACAUAGGUAAAUGUAAUCCUGGGUUGUGUUUUGGCCCUGUGGCCCCUGUGUGUUCCUUUCUCUCUCCCCAAGCUCACCCUCUUGUGCUUCCUUUCUCUUUCUCUGGUUUUCCACCCUCUUUCUUUCUUUCCUCUGUCCAUUUUUGCCAUGGGCUGGGAGGUGGUGUUGCUCCACAUUCGUCCUUUUGCUUACAGGAGGCUGCAGACUUUCGCGAGACUGGUUCAGGAUGUAGAGAAACCAGCAUUUAAAACCAACCAUUGUUGUGUGGUUUUUUUUUUUUUCUUUCUCCCUUUUUUUUUUUUAAUUUUGUUCCUUUAACCCCACCCCACCCCCCCACUCGGCACAGGAGGAGGCAUGCUCCUGAGUGCGUAGUCUGCUUUGUAAAGACAAACAUUUAAAAUUGUAUAUUUAAAAAGAAUGGACAUGUAAAAUUAAAGACACACUUUUGUUGGGUACAGAUCGAUUCAGAUGUUCAUAUUCAUUGUGUGUAGUUUUAUUUUGGACAGUUUUAUUUUUCUUUUCCUCAACUACUUGCUACAGUUCGUUUUCAGUGCAGAUGCAGUUCACGUCUUUUUGAUUCCAGUUCCCACCCUCGGUCAAAUUCCUCCGUGUAGCAGCAGUGUACAACAACUAUUCCUGUAUAUUGCCUUUUUGCUGAAAAAUGUAUGUUGAAUAAAAUUUUCUAUAAAAGCUA